Molecule: messenger RNA, 1585 nt
Organism: Sodiomyces alkalinus F11
Lineage: Eukaryota; Fungi; Ascomycota; Sordariomycetes; Glomerellales; Plectosphaerellaceae
Exons: 1
Coding region: 51-1346 (431 amino acids)
Biological process (GO): transcription by RNA polymerase II
Cellular component (GO): nucleus
Source: RefSeq, a predicted model, not a curated record
AGAUCUUCCGCCAUCGCCCCGGGGUCACCUCCAUACAAAAUAACUGCAAAAUGUAUUCAGGUGUCUUGAUAGGCGAUAUUGUUGAGCGGAAUACCGACCAAGUUAAGCCACCCCCAGCAUUCGACGAACAUGAAGUCUCAGCCACCGGCUUCCCUGCACACAGAAGGCGGCCUCGGGUGUCAGCCUUCGAACAACAGCGUCAAGUGACACCAGGAACGAAUGCAUCAGCAACAGGGGGAGCAGCGGCACGGCCUAAUAGCGAGUUAAGGAGUGAUGAAAACGCGGCCAACCAAGACUUCGAGGCAGAGGAGCGGCGGCGCAUCGAUCGCGAGAACAGAGCCAAGCUGGAGAACAUGACACCUGAGGAGAUUGAGAAAGAGCGGGCGGAACUGAUGAACGGUCUCAGCCCAGCAUUGUUGGAAAGGCUACUCAGAAGGGCAAACAUAGACGAGAAGGAAGGGCAUGACCCCUUCAGUAUUCCUGAGUCCCCAGCCGAAUCAUCACAAGCGCCCAUUUCGCAUCCGCCGGAGAUAAAGGUCGAAGCUGAAGCUGAUCUUACACCACCGGGGGAACGUGAAGCUUCGUGCACCUCUGCAUCUGAACCCUCGCCUUCACCUGCUCAACCGACGCCCACAUCACCGAAACCAACAGCCGAGACAGCGGUUCAAGUUGAGGACCGGCCGCCAGCCCAGCCGCCAGCGGACCUCUUCCCCAUCAGCGAACAGCCCCCCACCGGCAGCACGCAUUUCCCGGCACCACCAGCUUUACCAGACCUCAAUCCGUCCGACCCCGACUUUCUUGAUACUUUACACAAGAAGUUUUUCCCUACUCUCCCCGCCGACCCCAGCAAGCUUGCGUGGAUGGCACCGAUCCCUACAGCUGACAGCCCCGCCGACCGGGACUCGCCCUACUACCCGGGCCAAGAAUCCCUCCCCAUCUCGGCGUUACGGUUCGACUUCCGGGGGGCCCUCCUGCCCCCGCGGCUCAGCCGCACUAUUCCCGUAUCGAAAGGCCUUCACCAUCACGGCAAGGCGCCCGAGGCGGCAGGGUAUACCAUCGAAGAGCUGGCGAUACUGGCGCGCAGCGCUGUGCCAGCUCAGCGGUGCAUCGCGUUCCAGACUCUGGGGAGGAUCCUCUAUCGUCUCGGGAAAGGGGAGUGGGGAACAGGCGAGGAGGAUACGAUGGCGAGGGGCAUAUGGGACAACAUUAUGGAGGGGAGAGUGCUGGACAGCCUAGCCGAGGCAGCCACGAAUGAGCGCGGGCAUCGAGGGAGCCAAGCGUAUGCCAUGGAGGCACUGUGGCUGCUUGAGAGAGGGGGUUGGAAAACGAAGUGGUCAGGAAGAUAAGUAAUGUGGGUAUGGGAAGUUUACGAAGAGAAUUCAGAGGGAGAGCAUGUUCACGAAGUAAUUACGAUCAAACAGGAUAAUCCAAAGAUCCAGAAAAGUGACGAAAUAUGGGUAGGUAUCUUAUGGUGCUUGAAUCAAUUCGAGACGAUCUUCGGUAUCUGUUCGUAUCCGUAGGAUCGUGUCCGCAAAUACUGUGUAAUUAAUCCUUAAUAAUUGCUAGGAGUUACAUAAUGUGCCAG